Pseudogymnoascus destructans is the source of this 1965-nucleotide messenger RNA. RefSeq lists its product as uncharacterized. The record is from RefSeq and is a predicted model, not a curated record. The transcript is spliced from 2 exons. The coding region runs from base 488 to 1834 and encodes 448 amino acids. Lineage: Eukaryota; Fungi; Ascomycota; Leotiomycetes; Thelebolales; Thelebolaceae.
CCCCCUCGUCCCGCCUCGUCCUCCUUGUGUGCUAACGCCUAGCGCCAGUCUUUGGCCUUGACGAGGAGGGCUUCCGAGUGCCUCGCGAUGGGGGCUUUGCGAGUGCCUCAUUAAGGGCGGCAGGCGGUGAAUCUGCCAUUUGUUAGCCCUGCUGAUCGUCGGGGUCGACGGGCAUAGUGGUGAUGGCGGGGUAUAGGCUCCUUCGACCAGAUAUUGCCAUAUAUGGCAAUUUCUGGUUACGGGCGUUUACUAGGUUUGGAUUUCAGUCACAAACCGGCGCCUAAAUACUCGUAAUAGAUGCAUGACUUCACCGAGAUGGACUUGCUCAUUAAGCACUUACACAUCUAUAUUAUCAGGCAUCUGAAUCAUCGUAACUAGAUCCGUCAAACUUCUCAAAGACCUUUGGGUUUCUUUGUUACCUCGACACUUAAAAUACACACUCUACCCCAAAUUCACCUGGUAGCAAACAGCUACCCCCAACGACACCAUGUCUUCUCCUCCAUUUAACAACAACACGCCUGCAUGGCAACUACCAGCUGACGACAGAAUCCCACGCAACAUCUACUCAUACAGUCACGGCGAAGGGGCCCUGAGCUUGAUGGACAACUCCCACUUCAGCACCGGCCGAACCUCCGACACCGCGUCCAGGAGGCACCCCAACGCCAUCCAAUCCCGCCCCCCCACCUCCCUCCCCAGCAUCACCCUCCUCUCCACCCCCAGCUCUCCCAGCAUGUUUGCCUCCCUCAAAGCCUCCCUCCGCCGCAAGAAGAGCAACCUUUCCACCUCCUCCUGCAACUCCAACUCCGCCGACGAGCGCGAAGCCGCCCGCGCCCCCCCCUCCCCCGUCUCCCCCAUCCCCGUCGAGCUCCCAACAACAACCCUCCAACCUCCCGAGCGCCCUGAACUCCUCAACCCCAGCCCUCCAACCCGCCGCCCCGUCCGCGCAGGCUUCAACGCCUUCACCGUCGCCUCCAACGAGCCUCCACCAGCAUACACCCCCUCCCCCACCGCAGCAUCCGGCCCGGCUCUCGGCCCAUCCCCCGCCUACACACCUCCCACCCCUAUCACGACCACCAGCAGCGGCCCAGAAGACCCCUACUCCUUCCUCACAACUUUCGACACCGUCCUCCUCAUCGACGACUCCGGCUCUAUGGCGGGCCGCUCCUGGCGCGAAACCUCCCAGGCCCUCGCCGCUCUUCUCCCCACCAUCGUCGCCCACGACACCAACGGGAUAGACCUCUACUUCCUGAACCACAAGUCCGCUGACCCCGGUGUGCCGGGUGAGGGGAUCGCGGGGGGGGGGUACAGGAACAUCACUACGGCUGAGCGGAUAACUUCUAUUUUCGCCGCCGUGAGACCUGGUGGAGGAACACCGACUGGUACUCGGCUGAGCGCGAUUCUAAAACCCUAUCUCGCGCACCUAACCGCCCAGCGCGGCACGAACGCCCUAAACACCGACGCCAUGGACGCCGUCAAGCCCCUCAACAUCCUCACCAUCACCGACGGCGUCCCCAGCGACGACGUCGAGAGCGUCCUCCUCGUCGCAGCCAAGAAGCUCGAUAAGCUCGAAGCGGCACCCCACCAGAUCGGCGUGCAGUUCUUCCAGGUCGGGAAUGAGGAGGGCGCUAAGGAGGCGCUUAAUGAGCUUGAUGAUGGAAUUCAGGGGCUCGUGAGGGGGGGGGUCAGGGAUAUGGUGGAUACGUGCACGUGGAUGAGCGGCCCGGCGGAGGAGGGGGAGGCGCCGAAGUUGACGGGGGAGGGGAUGUUGAAGGUUUGUCUGGGGAGUGUGGUUAAGAGGUUGGAUCGGAGGUGUAGUCAGGAGCAGAGGAGAUAGAUGGAGCUUUUCUUUUGCUUUGUGACGCGUUUGGAUGGCGGUCGGUUUAGGGAUGGCGUUUAUACGGCGGGGAUUUCAUACCCUUAUUAUCUUUAUUUGCUUCGGCACCACAGAAUAGAGGAAGCACAGCA